UUUCGCUUCCACUUUCCGGCUUUGGUGAGACAGCGCUGUCUGGACAUGGCGCUAGUUGAUGUUUGCAGGUUUCAGUACUGGAAUCAGGAUGAAAUCCUUUUCGGGGAAAAGAAACAGUUUUUGGAUAAAGGGGAUGAUUUUGCUUUCGGUGCCAGGAAUGAUGCAUUAUCCGUGCCGCUGGGUCUGGAUCCAGUGAAAUUUCUUAAACCUUAUACUGAUGGUGAUGAAGGAGUUGAGAUCAAACUCCAUCAUGGAACAACCACUCUGGCUUUUAAAUUUCAACAUGGAGUUAUGGUUGCUGUAGAUUCCAGAGCAUCUGCAGGCUCCUACGUCAGCACCCAGGAGUUCAAGAAGGUGAUUGAGAUUAACCCCUACCUGCUGGGAACAAUGUCUGGCAGUGCGGCAGACUGUGUCUACUGGGAGAGAAUGCUGGCCAAGCAGUGCAGGAUUUAUAAAUUACGGAACAAGAAACGUAUCUCAGUGUCGGCUGCCUCCAAACUAUUGGCUAACAUGGUUUCGGAAUAUAAAGGCAUGGGACUGUCGAUGGGAACCAUGAUCUGUGGAUGGGAUGACAAGGGUCCAGGCCUUUACUAUGUGGAUGAUAACGGACUGAGGCUGUCUGGCAAUAUGUUUUCCACUGGAUCAGGUUGCAGUUAUGCAUAUGGUGUUAUGGACAGUGGAUAUAAAUAUGAUCUCUCAGUGAAGGAGGCUUAUGAUCUGGCACAGCGUGCUAUUUACCAUGCCACCCACCGGGAUGCCUAUUCUGGAGGCACAGUUAACAUGUACCAAAUGAGAGAAAAUGGGUGGAUCAAAGUGUCUCAGGAAGAUGUUGGUGUUCUGCACCACAGGUAUGCUGCAGAGGCACAAUGAGCCAGCAACUGAACAGAACCAACUACUUCUACUGAAUCAGCAGAGGAAGUUUUGUGGCUUCCUAAAGUCCUGUUGUAUUUGUGAAUUUAAAAUAAAAUGAAACAUAAAUAUAA
This is a messenger RNA of Carcharodon carcharias (great white shark), 983 nucleotides long. It is a transcript of the gene psmb8a, whose product is annotated as proteasome 20S subunit beta 8A. Gene Ontology annotation, cellular component: proteasome core complex. The record is from RefSeq and is a predicted model, not a curated record. The transcript is spliced from 6 exons. Bases 46 to 870 code for a protein of 274 amino acids. Gene Ontology annotation, molecular function: threonine-type endopeptidase activity. NCBI's taxonomy places the organism in Eukaryota, Metazoa, Chordata, Chondrichthyes, Lamniformes, Lamnidae.